GGGUUGGGCUGGGUAUUUUGGGCCAUUUGGGGUGGUUUGGGGGGUUGGGGGUGGGAGGGGGGUUAAUUAGGAAGAGGAAAACAAAAAAAAAUUAUAAUGGGCCCGGCCCGGACCCGGACCGAACCCGGUGGUUACCCGGGCCGGUCCCGGGUCCACCAUUUCUGAACCGCCGGCCCGGACCCGAGUCCACCCCUACAUCCAUAUAAUCCAUCAUCUCAUUUUAGUCUUCUAGAUGCAUUUUUAAUGUCCACUCAUUUUCUUCUCAAAUGUCCCCCUCCUCCUCUACAUCCAAACUCACUUCAAAUCAAGCUACUUUACACAAUGAAUUUGAUGGCAAAGGUUUUUUUUUGGUAUUCUGUUGAAGCCCUUGAAUGGGAGCAUGUUUGUGAAUUGUGAUGAACAUUGCAGUACAAAUGUACAAUCAAUUUUUUUUUUUACAGAAUAAACACUUCAUUUAUUUGACUGUACAAUCUCCUCCAGCACUAUAUAAUAUAUAUAUACACGUCCAACACCAUUCUUUGGUGCAUAUCAUUCCAUGAAGCCUUUUUUAAGCAAAAUAUGUAGCAUCUUUGUUGUUUAAUACGUAACCAUUUUGAAAGAAGAGCUUUGUGAUGGAGCAAUAUCUAAGAUGGAUUUCUACAUAAUCUUGGAUGAAGCAGAUGAGAGCUUCGCCUUUAAGACGAGUCUUUAUAUGUUCAGCAGCCCAAUUUCCGUGGGGGUGGGGAGGGGUCUAUUUGAUUUGUAGGAUUGGAUGAAAGGGAGAGGAUCGAUUUCGAUAGUAACAUGGUCUGUGUUGUUACGGGAAUGAGUACACACCGUGGAGAUCAGCGCGGAGACAAGGGGUGUGGUAGACGGAGAAUUCUGGUGUUGUUGAGCGUCGGUAGGAGAGAAGGGCUUGGCGAGGAGGCUGGAAGAUGAAAAGUUUCAUCCCUGUAGUACAAUCAAAUGCCAUUGAUGAAACUAAUGAACAAAUUAUCUUGAUUCAGAAUAUCACUCACAAUACUUUAAAUUUGCGAUAUGCAAUGUAUGAUUCUCUCCUGCGGAUUCUUCAAGAAUUUUGGGAGUUUGGUUCUGAAUUGGCAGCUAAGGAUUACUCCUCUGAUAGAGGGAAUCCUAAACACUUUGGAGAUAUCCACACUUGGAAGGAAUCUCUUCCGGAGUUAAAAGCAAAGGUUGACCAUAUGGUAAAACAGAAAGAAAAAGAGAUGUUAGCAGCUAAUAAUGGGAUUCAAUCAGCGGAGAAUGAUGGUUUUUUAUAGGGGUGGGCAAAAGACCCGGUCCCGUUGGUCCGUUCCAGAAUGUUCCGGUUCCGUUUCGAAAUUGUCCCGUUAUAUUUGGGACACAUUAUUUUUGUCCCGUUCCGGACCCGAACCGUUUCAAAAGAAAACGGGACCAUGACAAGUAAAAUAUAUCCCGUUCCGUCCCGUUGUCCCGAAUCCAAAGUUGUACUUUGUAGUAGGUUAGUGAGGUCUACAACAACUCAUUAUGUAAUCCAAAUAAUAAUAAAUAUCCUAUUUUCACUACUCAAAUACCAUUGAUUAUUAAGAUACCAGUUGUUUAACAAAAUUGAAUUUUACUCCCAAAGGCUUCACCUCUUAUAGUAUUCUUUUAUCUUUUUUUUUUUCACAAAUUUCUUGAUAGUUUUUGUGUUAGUCAUGCAACUUUUGUUUCUUGCAGCUAAUUUGGCAGGUUGCUUUUUUAUUAAAAUU
Cuscuta europaea is the source of this 1709-nucleotide messenger RNA. The record is from the annotation of a GenBank genome assembly. NCBI's taxonomy places the organism in Eukaryota, Viridiplantae, Streptophyta, Magnoliopsida, Solanales, Convolvulaceae.